AUAAAGAAAGAUUGACAUCAUCCUACUCUAAUCCCAUUCAGAGACAGCAGUCUCGGUACAAAAGCGUACCUACUGUUUUUGUUGCACGUGUUAAUUUGAGAGCGGGACAAGUUAAACGCAACCAUGGCCAAAAGCGAUGGGUGUCAUUAUUUUAGAAGAACCAGUGUUUUUUGGAUAACUACAGUGGCGCUUUCGAUGGGAUACUUCACAUGGACAGUGUUCUGGCCACAGCAGGUCCCCUAUGACAACCUGGGCCCGCUUGGCACCCUGUCCAGAUACCUGGUGGGCAAUUACCAUUCUCUCAUGUACAAAGGAUGGUGGGCAACCUGGGUCAUCCACGUGGCAGAAGCCCUUGUUGCCAUGAAGGUCUGCAGUGACAAAGGGGUGGACGGCACAAUGACACGUUGCCUCUGGUUUAUCCAGACGGUGCUGUUUGGCUUUGCCUCUCUCGGCCUGCUUCUCAAAUACAAACCUGACCACAGGACCAAACAACACUGAUGCCACAAGGAAGACCCUGCUGCAGAACAGAGUCUAUAGUCUUUAUAGACUACACCACCACUUCCUCUACAAAUAAUGAGUGGCCAUGGCAUGAUGUGAACUUUUAUCUGCAAUCUGUUUGGGAACAAGAUAGUCAUUUGUGAUUCCAGAUUGUACAGUGCCCAGAGAGGACCAUGAAUAAAAUAACUUACAACAUUGUGAUUGUUAAGGACCUUUAGACCUUCUGAUUGAACAGUAGAAACAUUCAAGCCAUCAAAACUCUCCAUCUUACAAUACAUAGCUAUUGUGAAGCUUCCCACCACACACCCAACAUUCCUUAGAAAAAAAAUUCACUUUUUUUUUUUAUCCAGAGCAUAUUUUAGGACAGAAUGCAAUGCACUGUCUACACAGAGAUUAUCACAAGGUUCAAAAUGACAAAAUAUUUUCUGUUUUAUAUCAUGAUGGAAAAGUACCAAGUUUUCCUACAAAAUGUUUUCUAAUCAUGCUACAGCAUUUUCAAAUGUUAAGUUCAGAUCACCCAUUAUAAUCACUGUUUCUUGUUUUAAUGAAAAAGGACUACAGAUGUUUCUUAACUUUCAUUAGAUUAGAUUAGAUUAAUCCAUUUGCCUUUAAGCAUGAGCAUGCUGGGAAUUAAUUCACAAAUUAAUACAGAUAAGGGAUAAGAUGAGAGACGAAGAGUGAAGUUCUCUCAUUUAUAACGUGUGACAAAUAAAGAGUGAUUGAUGAACAAA
This is a messenger RNA of Oncorhynchus mykiss (rainbow trout), 1229 nucleotides long. It is a transcript of the gene tmem254, whose product is annotated as transmembrane protein 254. The record is from RefSeq and is a predicted model, not a curated record. Lineage: Eukaryota; Metazoa; Chordata; Actinopteri; Salmoniformes; Salmonidae.